AUGGUGAAGCUGGAUAUACACACGCUGGCUCAUCACCUCAAGCAGGAACGAUUGUAUGUGAACUCAGAGAAGCAACUUAUUCAAAGGCUCAAUGCAGAUGUGUUGAAGACAGCUGAAAAGCUGUACCGCACGGCGUGGAUUUCCAAGCAGCAAAGGAUUAACUUGGACAGACUGAUCAUAACGAGCGCUGAAGCUUCUCCUGCUGAAUGUUGCCAGCAUGCUAAAAUCUUGGAGGACACACAGUUUGUGGAUGGAUAUAAGCAGUUGGGAUUUCAGGAGUCUGUUUACGGCGAAUUCCUAAACAGACUGAGAGAGAACCCUAGGCUUAUUGCUUCCUGUUUGGUUGCUGGAGAGAAGCUCAACCAGGACAACACUCAGAGUGUCAUCCACACAGUCUUCACCUCCAUUUAUGGCAAUUGCAUCAUGCAGGAGGACGAGAGCUACCUCCUCCAGGUCCUCCGUUACUUGAUUGAGUUUGAGCUCAAGGAAAGCGACAACCCUCGGCGGCUGUUGAGACGAGGCACCUGCGCGUUCAGCAUCCUGUUUAAACUUUUCUCCGAAGGACUCUUUUCUGCAAAACUUUUUCUUACUGCAACUUUACAUGAGCCAAUCAUGCAGCUUCUGGUUGAAGAUGAAGACCACCUGGAGACUGAUCCAAACAAGUUAAUCGAGAGGUUCUCCCCUGUACAACAGGAGAAGUUAUUUGGAGAGAAAGGCACAGAAAAGUUCAAGCAAAGAGUCCAAGAGAUGGUUGACUCCAAUGAGGCCAAGCUGGUGACCUUGGUGAACAAAUUCAUUGGCUAUCUCAAACAAAAUACUUACUGUUUUCCUCACAGCUUGAGGUGGAUAGUGUCACAGAUGUACAAAACGCUCUCGUGUGUAGACAGGCUGGAGGUUGGGGAGGUCAGAGCAAUGUGCACAGAUCUUCUCCUAGCGUGUUUCAUCUGUCCUGCAAUUGUUAACCCAGAGCAGUAUGGGAUCAUUUCUGAUGCUCCUAUAAACGAGGUGGCAAGAUUUAAUUUGAUGCAGGUUGGGAGACUUCUGCAGCAGUUGGCAAUGACAGGAUCUGAAGAGGGAGAUUCACGCAUGAAGAGCAACCUUGCUAAAUUUGACAAAAGCUGUGUGGCUGCGUUCCUGGAUAUCGUUAUUGACGGACGUGCGGUUGAAACUCCUCCUCUGUCUUCUGUGAACCUUCUGGAGGGGCUGAGCAGAACAGUGGUUUACAUGACCUACAGCCAGCUGACUACUCUGGUUGGCUUUAUGCGGAAUGUAAUGUCCAGCGAUCAACUUAAGGAAGAUCGGAUGGCUUUGGAAAACCUGCUAGCAAACUUACCCCAGAACAAACCAGGGAAAAGCAGCAGCCUUGAAAUGACUCCGUAUAAUACCCCACAACUUUCUCCUGCAACUACUCCGGCUAACAAAAAAAAUCGAUUACCAAUAGCAACUCGUAGCAGAAGUAGAUCAAAUAUUCUAAUGGAUCAGCAUGGAGAUCAUGAAGGAUCCUCCCAGGAGACUAUCCCAGAAGUUCAGCCAGAAGAAGUGCUGGUGAUCUCUUUGGGGACAGGUCCACAGAUUACUCCAGGAAUGAUGUCAGAAAAUGAGGUCUUAAAUAUGCAGCUUGCAGAUGGCGGACAAGGAGAUGUCCCUGUUGAUGAAAACAAACUCCAUGGUAAACCUGAUAAAACCUUGCGCUUUUCCCUCUGCAGUGAUAAUCUGGAAGGAAUAUCUGAAGGUCCUUCAAAUCGCUCCAACUCUGUGUCAUCGUUGGAUUUGGAAGGAGAGUCUGUGUCGGAGCUUGGCGCGGGCCCCUCUGGGAGCAAUGGUGUUGAAGCUCUGCAGCUGUUGGAGCACGAACAAGCCACAACUCAGGAUAAUCUUGAUGACAAGCUCCGUAAGUUUGAAAUCCGUGAUAUGAUGGGAUUGACUGAUGACAGAGAUAUAUCAGAAACUGUGAGUGAAACUUGGAGUACAGACGUCUUGGGAAGUGACUUUGAUCCAAAUAUCGAUGAAGAUCGUUUGCAAGAAAUAGCAGGUGCAGCUGCAGAGAACAUGCUAGGCAGCUUGCUGUGUUUACCAGGUUCAGGAUCCGUGUUGCUUGAUCCCUGCACAGGUUCAACCAUAUCGGAAACCACAAGUGAGGCGUGGAGUGUGGAAGUAUUGCCAAGUGAUUCAGAGGCUCCAGACUUAAAACAGGAGGAAAGACUCCAAGAACUGGAAAGCUGUUCUGGGCUGGGUAGCACGUCUGAUGACACAGAUGUAAGGGAGGUCAGUUCUCGACCCAGCACGCCAGGCCUCAGCGUUGUAUCAGGUAUUAGUGCAACAUCUGAAGAUAUUCCUAAUAAGAUUGAGGAUCUCAGGUCGGAAUGCAGCUCUGACUUUGGGGGAAAAGAUUCUGUGACAAGUCCUGACAUGGAUGAAACAGCCCACGGAGCCAGUCAGUUGACAUCUCCUCCUUCUCAGACAGACUCUUUGCUUGCAUUGUUUGACCCUCUGUCAUCAAAUGAGGGUGUAUCUGCUGUAGUGAGGCCUAAAGUACACUAUGCAAGACCUUCUCAUCCACCACCGGAUCCACCGAUCUUGGAAGGAGCUAUGGGAGGUAAUGAGGCCCGAUUACCAAACUUUGGGUCUCACACUUUAAUUCCAGCAGAUCUAGAAGCAUUCAAGCAGAGGCAUUCUUAUCCAGAAAGGCUAGUCCGCAGUAGGAGUUCAGAUAUAGUAUCAUCAGUUCGGAGACCAAUGAGUGAUCCUGGGUGGAACAGACGUCCCGGUAACGAGGAGAGGGAGCUUCCUAUGCCGACCACCAGCAGCGGAGCGGCUGUUCUGGUGGCUGCAUCUCAGUCAUCAUCUUCGUCUCCCAGUAAAGACUCCUCUAGGGGAGAG
This is a messenger RNA of Mesitornis unicolor (brown roatelo), 2880 nucleotides long. RefSeq names its product GTPase activating protein and VPS9 domains 1 (gene GAPVD1). Gene Ontology annotation, molecular function: actin filament binding; GTPase activator activity; calmodulin binding. The annotation marks the transcript as partial. Lineage: Eukaryota; Metazoa; Chordata; Aves; Mesitornithiformes; Mesitornithidae. The transcript has 14 exons. Gene Ontology annotation, biological process: regulation of actin cytoskeleton organization; regulation of GTPase activity. The record is from RefSeq and is a predicted model, not a curated record. Gene Ontology annotation, cellular component: cytoplasm.